Chiloscyllium plagiosum (whitespotted bambooshark) is the source of this 5331-nucleotide messenger RNA. It is a transcript of the gene shq1, whose product is annotated as SHQ1, H/ACA ribonucleoprotein assembly factor. Gene Ontology annotation, cellular component: nucleoplasm; cytoplasm. The record is from RefSeq and is a predicted model, not a curated record. Gene Ontology annotation, biological process: box H/ACA snoRNP assembly. NCBI's taxonomy places the organism in Eukaryota, Metazoa, Chordata, Chondrichthyes, Orectolobiformes, Hemiscylliidae.
AGACUCCUUGCCUCUUGGUGGCGCGGUUGCCUACUUAGUGAGAGGAUGUUCUUUUUCCGGGUUGGAAGGUCUGAGUCAUUCGGAUGAGCACGCUGCAGUAGUACGGGCAAUAGAGCCAGUGGUAGUGGAACAUUGAAGACUGUCACAUUCGGGAAACAAAGCAUGGUGGAAUACUGAGGUUUGCAACAUUCGGGGGACAAAGGAUAUUGGAAUAUUGAGGUCUGCGACAUUCGGGGGACAAAGGACAGUGGAAUAUUGAGGUCUGCGACAUUCGGGGGACAAAGGACAGAGGAAUUGUAAGAGGGAACGUUCGGGCAGGCAGACAUUCCAACAACAUCAUUACAGCGGGAGCACUGUGAGCUGGUUGUGAACUUUCUGCUGAGGUUGCGGCGGCCUCCCCUUCGCCCUGGCUGAACGAUCCUGAUCGUGAUCCUUAUUAAAGUAUACUGCAAUCGUGUAGUCGGUAAUAAUUAAUAGAAGGAUUUGUGCAGUUUUCUGCUUUUAUCUGGAUUAAUUAUGAUCACACCUGCCUUUGAAUUGAGUCAAGAUCCUAAUUUCCUUACUAUCAUAAUCCAAGUCCCAUAUGCGAAGGUUAAUGAAGUUGAUCUGCACAUCGAUGGAGUGGACUUCAAAUUUUAUGCGAAGCCGUACUUCUUAAGAUUGACUCUUCCAGGAAAGAUAGUGGAGGAUGGCAGAGAGACAGCUUUGUACAAUGCUGAUGCAGGAAGUUUUACAAUAAAGGUUCCGAAAGAGACGCCUGAAGAAUACUUUGAGGGGUUGGAUAUGCUGACUGUGCUUCUGGCACCGAAAGGUUCAAGAUCUGCAAAGCCAUUGCUGGAAGAGAUAGGACAAUCUGUUGACACUGAAGAAGAUGAAGAUCAGCAAGAAUUUGAUUGGGAAAUUGAGCAAACUCCCUACGUGGAAUUGGAAGGAAAUGUUCUAAGCCCAACUUGUUUCUAUGGCUUUGGAAACCUGAGAACUGGAGUCUUCAGGAGACUGCAGGAUGAACUCACUGAUGUGAUUGACCUGAAGGAACCAGACAGCACCACAAUGGUUGAACGUCGGCAGAAACGGUUAGCUGCUGAAGAGGCCAAGUUUGAUUCUGAUCAUUAUCUUGCUGACUUGUUUGAGGAUGACGCCAUUCAGGACUUGCUGAAGUAUAAACCUUGGUGGGCAGGCAUGCAGAAGAGAAAAGAAGCAAAGAAAACCCGGAGUGAACAACAUUCGAUGGAGGAGACAGAAAGUCGAUUUGUUGAAUUUUCUGAAGAUGAAAAGGAACACUUGCGAAACUUCACCAAUAAGAAUUACCUGCUGGAUAAAAAAGCAUGCCACAAUGCUUACCUCUGCCUGCUUGACAUUAUCCUUGCAUAUGCCUAUGAAGUCCGCAUCACUGAAGGAGAAACCAAUACUGAAUCCUCGUGGAACAUCCGGAAACUGAGUGGGACACUGUGUUGGCUGGAUACUUACCAUUCUCUUCAAGAAGUUGCUGUGUCCUUCUGCAGAAGAGUUUUGUGUUAUCCCUUUUACAGACAUUUCCACUUAGCUCUGAAAGCUAUUGAGGAUGCAGUCUUAAUACUUCAGCUGGGUAAGUCUGCUGUUCUGAAGUCCCUGCUGGGCAUCCAUAAGAUCUUCAGAGAGAGUGACCCUGCAUAUCUUUUGAAUGACCUCUACAUCACAGACUACUGCAUUUGGAUCCAGAAAGUGAAGUCAAAGAAGCUUGCAUCCUUAGCCGAGACACUGCGGAAUGUAAAAAUCACAAAGAGUAAUUUAAGUUUUGAACUGGAAGAAUUGGAGAAAGCAGCGCUAUUAGUUCAAGAGGAAGAAAAUGAAAUCAAGCCAGGGCAGAGUGGUCUCCAAUCACCCCUGUCAGAAAGUGAGACUCAGGAAGAUAAUGACUCUGAGGAAUCGAAUAGCUCAUCCUAUGAUACUGGAGAGUCUGAUUCAUGUGAAAAUGAUUUGUCUAGGUGUAGCAUUUCUGAGGAAAUGGAUAGAAAAUCUUUGUGUCAUGCAACAGAGGCUGACUGUGUCACUGAAUUCAAAGCUAAAGAGGAUUUGAUCAAAUUGAACUGUGGUGAUGAAACUAUGCAUAUGGAUGCCACAGGAUAUCCAGUUAACUGUCCAUUGGGAGAGACUUCCACUGACAAAUCACCUCCAAGAAGAUUGAUAGAAGAAGUUGCAGAUCAGUUGCAGUCAAUGGGGUUUUCAGAGCACUGUGAAAAAUCUGCUGUUGAGAAUUCGGAGCACAGACCAACAAGCCUGCCUGUUCAGAAUUUGGCACAGUAUCAGCAUUCACAGACGACCUCACAGCAGACUUUCUUAGAGGUGUCUCCUAAGAGGAAUUGCCUGCUGCUUGUUGCAGAUCCUGAUAACACAGAGGAUUUUAUAAACCUGGCAUGAGUCCAGCUUGCAUGCUAGAAAAGAACAAACUGAUUUACAUGCAAGUGGCUGACGCUGGUCAUUGUACUUAUUAGAUCACUUUAGAAAUGAAAAUUUGCUCUUAAAUGCUUUGGUGUUUACGCACAUUUAUAUCAGAUAUUGUGCAAAAACUAUAUUCCUUGUGUCUUCAAAAUAAUAGGUAUUGUCAUAAUUGCCUUUAUUGCUGCAUUGUGUUGUGAUGUUAAAUCACUAUGCGAUAAGUUUAACCAGUGUUAGUCAAUUUAAGACACAGUUGAGAUUUGCUUUCGAUCACAUCAGUCCUUAUUGUAUCAAGCCUAUGUUUAUUUUAUGGUUGCCUUUUUUAAGUCAAGCAAACGUUCAUCAAAACAGUAUCAGAUAGUAAGUCUGUGGCAGCCCAAUAGGCAACAUGUCCUUCCAAGAACAGUGCUGUGGGCUGAUAGAAUAUGGUUUUGAGUCAAUGGACUCACCUUUUGCUCAGAAACACAUCCCAUGUAGGAUAUUGCCUGUGAGCUGAUUGCUGCCUCAUUAGCUAUGGAAUUGUAUGCAGUGUGAGAAAAGGGAGGCUUAAAUGAUGAGAGACUUAAUUUUCAAAACAAAGAAAAGCGUAGGUAAAAUGGCAAAUGUAAUUUACAAUGUAAUGUGCAACUGCUGGGCAGGAGCUGAACAGUCAAUCCAUUUGUACUAAUAGUGUCACUCAAAUUCGGAUGUUGAGAAAGGUGCAAUGCUCAUUAAAGUUAAUGUCAGAGCUGACUGGAUCCUGGAAAGCACUCAUCAUUGACGAGGUUGUGAAAGAGAGAGCACAAAGCAAGAUGAGGCUGAGCUGUACCUAUUCGAAUUCCAGCAAAUGUAAUCAUUGAGCUAUAUUAUAGAAUGAAAAUUCAAAAUAAACAAAUUUACACACUGUAAAAUCUGUCAGAAAGAAGUAGCAAUUAUCAGGCACCUAAUGAUUGUCCUAACUGCCUUUUAAUGAUUUUAAAGUAGCACUAAGAAGCAACCGCUCUCUUCAAAGAUUGCCUGAUAUCUGUCCCCACCUCUGGAUUUGUUGAGAUAUUUCAUAUGGAUUUGUAUAAUCCCUUGAAUGAAAACAACUGCAAACAUUGAAAUAUUGGAAUCCAGUAAAUAUGCUUCUUGCCUUUUCAGGUCCGCAUGUCUCUUAAUAAUCGCAAGGUUUGCUUGGAAACAAGGAAAAUGUAUUUCAGGAGCAACUGAUAUGUGUGUUCCUUUAUGAAAUUGAGACUGUUACAUGUUAUGCAAAAAAAAAUUGCAACCUGAAAUAGUUGCUCCCAGACCCUCAGAACACCUUAAUUUUGCCUUGAGGUAAUGUGAUAGGAUUUAUUGAGUCCUUUGAGAGCCAGCGUUCACAUGUGAAAAUGCAAGAAUUUGUUUCUCGUGCUCCAGAAAAAUUGGCUGAGAGUCCUGACAAAUUGCAUUUUGAAAUAGGAAUGUGUGCAAUUUUGGCAUCCUGACACUGGGUGUCACAAUUUUAUUUUUACAAAGCUCAUUUGGAGAGCCGGUGCCAUUGAAACAAUUUAUUUUUGUAUGAUUUGUUAUUGAGUUGGUGCAACAGCUUCCAAACUAGUCACAUUGCCUUGAUCACAUCAUGUUACUUUCCAUUUAGUGGCUGAUUCAUUCUUCAUAGCAUUCAGUUAAUAAAUCCAUACCUGGUAAGUAUAGGAACGUAGGAUUUAAGAGCAAGAGUAGAUAGGACCUUUGGCCCUCUCAACCUGCUCCACCAUUCAAUAAGAUCAUGGCUGAUCUGGUUGUAAUCUUAGCUUCACUUUCCUAUCUGGACCCUUCGAUUGUCGUAUUUAUUAAAAACAUAUCUAACUCAACUGUGAAUGAAUUCGAAGAUCCAGCCUCCACUACCUUCAAAUGGAGAAACCUCAUACGAGUAAAAAAUGUAGAAAUGACUACUGUUGGAAUUUAAUAUAGGAGAUCUUUAACCACAAAUGAAAUUUUCCUGAAUUUACACAGCAAGUAUUGUUAAAUGUACAACAAAAUCUUGCAUAUUUAUAGUACUUUUACUGCAUGGCAAUACUUCCCAAGGUCAUUUUAUAGAAUGUUAACUGUGAUUCAGUCAGUUAGCACUCGUCUCUGAACUGGACUGGAACAGAGAUUUGAGCACAACAUUCAGUUUAAUAGUUGAUUUGAGAUGUCCCUUGGAUGGGAUGUUAAUCCAGUGCUCCAUCUGUCCCCUCAUAUGGAUGUAAAACCUCGCAUGGCACUGUCUUGUACCAGAGCAGAAGAAUAAUAUUUGGUCAAUAUUUUAUCCUCUAACCAAAUCACAAAAGUAACCUGUCUGAUGGUUAUCACAUUGACCUUGCUUUAUAUAAACUGCCUGUGGUAUAAAUUCCCACUUCAUAGCAGUAAUUACAUGUCAAGAAAUAAUUCAUUGAUUGUAAAUAGCUUUGGCAUAUUCAGAGGUCAUGAAAGGGGCUACACACAGGUAAGUGUUUCUGUCUUUAUGACUACAAGUGACUGGACACAAGUCACUUUAGUAUGACUGAAGGUUCUAGCUGACCCAAGCCUGUAACAAACAGGGAAAAAUGCAUAUCAAAUAGAUGGAUAAUCUCAGUUGAGGUCAUUCUGCACAAUCCAUUUGUCAGUACUCUUCAUUUUUAUUAUUUUAAGUCCAAAUUAAAUUCUGACAAGUUGAGGAAAUUUUGGGAGGGGGGUCUUAUGGAGAGAUUUGAAUGGGUAUAUGUUAGAUCUGUGACUCUUUGUUUCAUAUCUGGUGGAUCUACCAUGUUUCAUGUCCAUGUUAUUUGCCUUAUUUUUGAAAGCAGAUAGGAAUAAGCUAUCUCUGCUUAUUUAAAUGAGUGUCAAUAUGUUUCAUAAUCGUAGAAUCGUGACAGUCCGGAAGCAGGCCAUUUGGUCCAUUAAGUCCACACCUGCCCUCCAAAGUGCAUCCCACCCACACUCUUACCCCAAACC